CUCUUUCACAUACGCACAGCUGCACAUAGACACUUUUGCUAUUGCCAAAUCAUGAGGAAGCCAUGAGACUCUUGACAACAUGCUGGUUCUUUUUUUCACUCGUUUCGUGAUUUUCGGAGGACAAAUGCGUCUGUUUCUUUGUUUCUGUACGAUUUUCCUUCAAGCAUUCCCCUCUGGGGGCUUAUCUGAGGCCAACCUAUCCUGCUUAAAUGAAGAAGGACAGCCGGUGGACUGGUUCAUUAUGUACAAGCUGCCCAGAUAUAAGAAAGGGGAGGUGGGAAGUGGAGUGGAGUACAUGUACUUGGAUGCUUCCAUGCUGACCUGGAGGAUGAGUCCAUAUGCGGUGAACACUAGUGAUGGAGCUGUGGGUAGGACACUAGGCCGGCUGUAUAAAACAUAUAAAUCAAACAGCUCUGUAUACAUGCUCUACAAUGAUGCUCCUCCACUGCUGAAGUACCAGAGUAAUUACGGACACUCAAAAGGCACGUUGCUAUUUGACCGAUCUCAGGGAUUCUGGAUAACACACAGCAUUCCUCACUUUCCUCCAUUCCUUGAAAUGGGCUUUGGCUACCCUUCCACAGGCAAACUCUACGGCCAGACUGUUCAUUGUACAACCUACAGCUACGAACAGUUCAAAAAAAUAUCGCAGCAGCUGGCGUACAUUAAUCCUCGUGUAUAUAACUGCUCAGUGCCAGUGCCAUAUCACACAGAUAUGGCAGCCAUGGCACAGCUAUGCGGUGGCAAAAGACCAACUGUGGCGCCCAGGAGAAAGCUAGAGAAGCUAAAGUCAGCCCUGGGAGAGACUUUCCUCAGUUUCUCUAAAUCACACCAAUAUGUUGAUGACAUUUAUGCUGGUUGGGUGGCCCAAACACUGAGGACAGACCUGCUGGUGGAAUCAUGGCAACGGGAUAACCACCAGCUUCCCUCAAACUGCUCACUCCCCUACCACGUGUUGAACAUCAAGAGGGUCCAUCUGCCAGAGAACAUCACUUUCAGCUCCUACGAGGAUCACUCCAAGUGGUGUGUCUCUGUAGAAUUCAGAGCUCAGUGGACUUGUUUGGGGGACCUGAACAGAGAGAGUACACAGGCUUACAGGGGUGGCGGCCUCAUCUGUUCCCAAAAUCCAGUCGUCUACAAAGCCUUCCGCCAGGCUGUGGCCUGGUUUAAAGGCUGCUAGACACAAACACAAGAGACUUAUUACUGUCAGCUUCAGAAGACUCAACUGGAUGAGUGAAGUUAAGCCAAGUCAUGAGGCUGAGAGGAAAUGAAUAUUUGCUUUAUAGUAAAUUAAUAACUAAUGAAGCCCUCUUAAAAUAAGGACAGUUUCAAAUUAUUUUCUUAGAAAAUAAUUUUUGAAAGAGUUGUGGAGUAUUUCAAUAAGUAUUGCAGAUUUUUAAUUGAACUGAAUGGACAGUUAGGUAUGUAUGUUCAUUCACUAUUUAUUAAUUUAAAAAAAAAAAAAAGCCUGAGCCUAAUUUAAUGUAUUUUACAGAUUAUAAGGCGCACUAUCAAUAAACAGUCUAUUUUAAUACAUAAGGCACAUUUUAAGCAACAACAGUAAGGAACAAGGGUGUCACCGUGUUUCCCUAAUGUUUUUCUAAUGGGGAAGCUAAGGGAAGAGCCUGAGUAAACAAAAAAUAAUUUUCUUUCAAAGUCAAAUGAGCGCUGGAUGUUAGACUACACAGAUUUAUCUCCUGAAAACUGUCUAUUUGGGUGAGUAAAGUGUUUCCGUUUAUUUACAGUAAGAUUAGAUUUCCAAUAUUUUAGCGCGGUUAAGAGCAGCGUUAGCCGUGUUUAGCAGCAGAACUUAGCACUAGUAAUUGCUGCCCGAUAGUGGUAGACUGAGGAACCCUAUAAGCCAGGGCGAUAUCAGGUCGAGGUUGGUCACACGUACCCAGAUUUAACACGGUAAACUCAAUAAUACUCACCUCUGAAUGGCGGCUCCAGUCUCAUUGCGGGAGAAAAACUUCACUAAAACUCCUGUAAAAUGCUGCACUUCAGCCGAGUGGCUUUACUUCUCCUUACAACCUGACUGGUUGGGAAAAUUCAUACACAAAUCACACAGAAUUAAAAGGCACACUAAUGAUUUUCUGGAAAAUUAAAAGGUUUUAAGUGUGCCUUAUAGUGCAAAAAAAAUAUGGUACUGUAGUUUUAGUGGUAAACGGCCAAUGACUUAAUGAGAUAUUGCUCUAUUUGGGUUCACCUAAAUACAGCAAUUUCACUGGGAAUCCGUGCAAAUGAUAUUUCUGUGAGAACUCACUUAAACCCACUGGUUAAACUAUUUGAAUAAAACGUGAUCUUUUUGAGUUUGACAUCUCUGUUUGAGAGUCACAGCAGGGCUAGUAGUUAUUAAGCAGGCUUUUUGCAUGCAUUGUAUGCAGUGGACAGUUAUCUAAUUAUUUAUUAAAUGUUUAUUUUCCAAGAA
Messenger RNA from Astyanax mexicanus (Mexican tetra), 2425 nucleotides. RefSeq names its product deoxyribonuclease II beta (gene dnase2b). Gene Ontology annotation, biological process: apoptotic DNA fragmentation. Gene Ontology annotation, molecular function: deoxyribonuclease II activity. The record is from RefSeq and is a predicted model, not a curated record. Lineage: Eukaryota; Metazoa; Chordata; Actinopteri; Characiformes; Acestrorhamphidae. The transcript has 6 exons. The coding region runs from base 80 to 1177 and encodes 365 amino acids.